Messenger RNA from Linum tenue, 1407 nucleotides. Lineage: Eukaryota; Viridiplantae; Streptophyta; Magnoliopsida; Malpighiales; Linaceae. The record is from the annotation of a GenBank genome assembly.
AUGGACCUAAAUAACGAGACUUUUUUGGUCACGUUUGGUAAUGAUCAAGACUAUCUCAGGGCGCUUACGGGGGGACCUUGGGUUAUACUCGAUCAUUACCUGGUGGUGCAUCAGUGGUCGCCGGCUUUUCGAACUUCUGACAAACCUCAUCGGAGGGUAGUAGCGUGGGUUCAAUUGCCGGAAUUACCAGUUCAUUUUUAUCACCGAGAAGUUCUCUUCGCCCUGGGAAACCUGAUCGGGAGGACGGUCAAGCUUGAUUAUCACACUGAGAAACUAGAACGUGGGAAGUUUGCCAGACUAGCAAUCGAACUCGACAUGACGAAGCCUUUGCCCACUCGUAUCAGGUUAGAUGGAUUCUGGCAACAAGUGCUUUAUGAGAAUAUCCCCCAGAUUUGUUUUCAAUGUGGCAGAAUUGGCCACUUAGAAGACAAUUGUCCAUUGUCAAAAUCUAAUCAAGUGCUAGCCAUCACCAACGGCUCGGGCUCCGAUCAACUGCAAAUCUCAUCGGAAUCGUCUCCGGCGGAACCCCCUUAUGGAUUUGGGCCAUGGAUGCACGUUACGAGAAAAUCACGAAAACCUGCCAAAUCCGGAAACGUUGAUGCGAACAGAGGAAACAACCUUCCCCUUAUGGAGACAGCCCAAGUUGGGAAAGUUCUUCCAAAAUCAGCUCAAAAAGGAAAAGGGGAUAGUAGAGCAACGUCUCCUUUGGAAACUAAAGGGAAGGAGGAUGGUAAAUUGGCGAACAAGAAGGGAUCAGUAUUGGUAUCUAAAGGGAAGUCUGCAGUAGUGGAGGGGCAAGCUACAGAUAAAAAGAUUCAGUCGGGCAAACCCAUAAAGGAGUGGCGGGCUGUGGGCCAGCGGGAGGGUAUAAUUAAUCAGGCCCAGCCCAACGAAGCCUCUGCGUCUAAUUCAGAUCAGAAUACACUUAUGGGCCAGGGAAAUAAGACUACAAUGAUGGAAUUAGAACCCCAAACGGUUGUGGGGGAAAACAACACUACAAUACACCUGGUCUCUGUUCCUCCCUUAGCAACGAAUCUGAAAGAAAACAGGGACCCUAAUGUUACUUCGAAUACCUCUGUUAGGCAGCACUACAGGAAGAAACAAGCUAAUCAUUCUCCCGCAAAGGAUUCCAAUAGAGGCAUCAGCCUCAGAGCAGCUAAGAAGCCUGUUCAUGUGGCUAUCAAUAAGCGAGAGCUUGCCAAUAAACCGAAGGAGGCAGCUUUUCCGGUGACUAUCAGCGCAAUCGAAGAUUUCAUCGCGCAAUCGCAACAAAAGCAAAGUGAUUUCACGUCGGCCAAGGAAGGAAAAACGGGCGAUGUCGAUAUGGUGGAAAGUCUGGGAGAUACUCUCACAAAUACCGUGCCGGCGAACAGAGAGCCUAGCAGUGACCCAACUGCUAAUAAUUGA